Trichomonas vaginalis G3 is the source of this 1239-nucleotide messenger RNA. RefSeq lists its product as uncharacterized. Gene Ontology annotation, molecular function: structural constituent of nuclear pore. Bases 1 to 1239 code for a protein of 412 amino acids. Gene Ontology annotation, biological process: mRNA export from nucleus. The record is from RefSeq and is a predicted model, not a curated record. The transcript has a single exon. Gene Ontology annotation, cellular component: nuclear pore. Lineage: Eukaryota; Parabasalia; Trichomonadida; Trichomonadidae.
AUGAAUGAAGAAAUUUUAAUUAUUAAACAAGAAAAUGAUAAAUUAAAGCUUCAAAACGAAGAUUUCAAGCAGAAAAUUGAUAAGCUAAACUCUGUCCAGCAGGAAAAUGAUAAAAUAAAGCAAGAUUUCUGUAAUUUUAUUGGAUAUCAAAAAGAAAAUGAAAAGUUGAAGCAUGAUAUUGAUGAAUUGAAGAAUAUUAGGAGCGAAAAUCAGAGAAUUAAGCAAGAAAACAUGAAAUUAAUAAAUGAUUGCAAAUUAUCCAAAGAAGAGGCCAACAAGCUGAAUAUAUCAAUUGAAGAGUUGAAUGAAAAACUGAAAUCUCUGUCAAAUUCCAAUGAAAAUCUAAAAUUGGAAAAUCAAACAUUAAAUGAAAGGAUUUUAAAGCUACAAGAAGAUAAUAGUGAUAUGUUGCAGUCCCAAAAGAGCAAUAGUUCUCAAGAGAUCGAAAAAUAUAAAUCAGAAAUUGAAAAUCUAAAAUCUCAAUUAGAAAAACUUAAAAAUGAAACACAAAGUUCAGACAUAAGUAACAAAUUGAAUUCCUCUGAACAAGACAAGAAAAUUUUGAAAACCGAAAUUGAUAAACUCAAUGAAGAGAAAAGAACAAUGCUACAACAAAUUGAAUCUCUUAAAAAUGACAACUAUUGGUAUUCUAAAUGGGUUAUUGAUGCUGAAAAGCAAAUUUCGGAACAAAAAGAAAAAUUAGAAAAAUUACAGAAAGAAAAUAUUGAUUUGAAGAUUAAAUUCGAUACAUCUAAGUCAGAACAGAAUCAAUUGAAUGAAUUAAAAGAAACACUUGAAGAAAGAGAAAAUCAAAAUGAAUUUCUCAGAAAACAAUUAAAAUCUUUGCAAGAAAAGCUCAAAGAUGAUGAUUCUGUAGCUAAGAUCACCGAAGAGAAGCGAAAAAUAGAGAAAGAAAACAAGAUUCUUAAGAAAUUAGUCAAAAAACAAAGUGAAUCUCUUGAAGAUGAUUCCAGGAUCAAGGUUUUACAAGCAGUUAUAGAAUCAUCUACCAACGAACUCAAGAGAUUGUUCAAAGCUGUUCUUAAAAGUUCAUCUCUUUAUGAUUCAGAUAAAUUGUCAUUUGCAAAGAAAAGUUUGAAGAACGUUUUACCUCUGAACGACCAGUUGAAGAUUGUAGCGGAUUUCUUUGAGGAAUCCGCACUCACAAAUGUUACUUCCAGUACUCUAAAUAUAACUGAGAGUAAUGCUUUCUCAUUUUUGGAGAAAUUAGCUUUAUAA